This is a messenger RNA of Mya arenaria, 1238 nucleotides long. Its product is annotated as Golgi to ER traffic protein 4 homolog. NCBI's taxonomy places the organism in Eukaryota, Metazoa, Mollusca, Bivalvia, Myida, Myidae. The record is from RefSeq and is a predicted model, not a curated record. Gene Ontology annotation, biological process: protein insertion into ER membrane. Gene Ontology annotation, molecular function: protein binding. The coding region runs from base 7 to 990 and encodes 327 amino acids. Gene Ontology annotation, cellular component: cytosol; BAT3 complex. The transcript has 9 exons.
UCCAAAAUGGCAGCUGGCACACAGAGAGUUCUAGCAAAAUGUCAAAAAUGUAUCGAUUCAGGGGAUUUCUACGAAGCACACCAGAUGUUAAGAACACUUUAUUUUAGGUACAGUGCUGCUAAGAAGUAUGCAGAAGCCAUUGACCUGUUGUAUAACGGAUCCCUUACAUUACUGAAACAUAAACAGUAUGGGAGUGGAUCAGACUUGGCUCUGUUGAUGGUUGAAGUUUUGAACACAGCCAAUACUCCUGUUUCAGAUGAUAUUACAGACAAGGUAGUAGACCUUCUGCGUAUCAUGGAGAAUGAGAAUCAGGAACGUCACACCUACCUAAAUAACGCCCUCCGCUGGACGAUAAAGGUGGAACCCGAUCACAGGGCCGGCCAUCCUGACAUGCACAAGAAAUGUGGACUACUCUUCUGGCAAGAGAAAAACUAUGUUCAAGCGAGAUAUCACUACCUACACUCAUUUGAUGGUAAAAACCUGGCAACAAUGUUGGUGGAAUACCAUACUGCAUUGGGCUAUCCAUCUGAGGUGGACUUGUUUAUAGCUCAAACUGUUUUGCAAUUUUUGUGCCUGAAAAACAAAGACACUGCCCAUGUGGUGUUCACAACCUAUACAAAACAGCAUCCUGAGGUAGAACAGGGGCCGCCAUACAUCAAGCCACUUCUCAACUUUAUAUGGUUUCUACUGUUAGCAUUAGAAAGUGGUAAAUUAGCAGUCUUUGUUGUCCUUUGUGAAAAGUACCAGACAUCCAUUAGCAGAGACCCAUCAUAUAGAGAGUACCUGGACAGAAUAGGGCAGCUGUUUUUUGGUGUCCCACCUCCAAAAUCCCAGUCACAGUCCGGCUUCUUCGGCAACUUGAUCCAGAGCUUGCUGGGAGGAGACGACGAUGAAGCAGGCCCCUCGUUUAGCCCUGCCCAAACACCUGCUGUGACCCCAGGGACCCCUGCCUCAGAGAAUAGGAAUAUGGCACCUGUGGAACUGGACUGAGCUUCAUUAAUGACAUAUAAUGAUAGCUAACAUAUAACAGGCCUUUCAGUGAUUCAUAAUAUUUAUUCUACUGUGACUAUUUUGCGUGCAUUAUGCAUUCCAACUCAUGAAUGUUUAAUGGAUUCUGGUUUUAGUAUUAUUAUUAUGUAAAUUAUACAAAAUUAAAUAUUUUUUAAAACAGCUCUGCACAAACUUCUUUUGAAAUAUUGGAGGUUGUCUAAAGGACAGUAAAUUAUUGUAAGAUUGAA